Oppiella nova is the source of this 2807-nucleotide messenger RNA. Lineage: Eukaryota; Metazoa; Arthropoda; Arachnida; Sarcoptiformes; Oppiidae. The record is from the annotation of a GenBank genome assembly.
GCUCAUUCAUUGAGUGAUUCAUUAGAUUCUGUGAACAAUCGGAUGAUUAAGUGUCUCAUUGAUGCCAAAGAGUGGUCACAAAACAUGACAAAAGGCAAUGAAUACAAGACAUACAGUUUGCGGACAACCAUAGAGUGUCAUCACUCAGACAUCCGAUGUGUGGCCGCACUGCCCAACGGAGGCUUUGUCACCGGUUCCCGGGAUAAGACAUGCAAAGCAUAUCUGCCCAAUGACAAAAACAAUGGCUUCACAGAAGUGCAGAACCUGUUGGGCGCAGAGAACUACAUCUCCAGCAUCUGUUGUCUCUCACACGACAACCAAACACUCAUUUAUGUCGGAAGUAAUGAUUCAAACAUUUACUGCUUUUCUUUGGAGAACUCGGAACCCAUUCAUAAGCUGAUGGAUCACUCGGGAACUGUUUGUGCGCUGAGUGCCGACGAUGGCAGUGGUCUUAUAGCGAGCGGUUCAUGGGAUCAGACGUGUCGUGUCUGGAGUGGCAAAGAGUGCAAAGCAGUGCUCGUCGGACACGAAGGAGCCGUUUGGGCGACGGCUUUCAUCGGCCAACAAGUGAUCACCGGUUCUGCCGAUAAGACUCUGAAGCUGUGGACUAUAGACCCGAAGGUGGAGUGCGUCCACACCUUCGAAGGACACAAAGACUGCAUUCGAGACAUUGCUGUCAUAUCUGAGACCAACUUCUUGUGCUGUUCUAACGAUGCAUCCAUUCGUGAGUGGAAUAUAAAGGGAGAGACAGUGAAGGAGUUCGUGGGCCACGAGAACUAUAUCUAUUCGAUGACUAAUAUCACCGCUGGUCUGGAGUUCGCCACUUGUAGUGAAGACCGAACGGUUCGGGUUUGGAGUCAUUCCGACACCAAUGAUAUCCAGACCAUACGACUGCCCGCAACCACUCUCUGGUCGAUCGCCAGACUCUCGAACAACGACUUAGCCAUCGGUUCCUCAACGGGAAAGAUGUAUAUCUAUACGCGAGACGACUCUCUCAUUGCAAAGCCUGAGGAGAUAAAGGCAUUGGAGGAGGAGUUGUCGAAAUCGACGGUUCCUAUGAGUGAAAUCGGAGGAAUGAAAGUGAAUGAGUUGCCCACCGCUGAGGCACUACUGGUUCCUGGCAAGAGAGACGGCCAGACAAAGAUGGUUAGGGAUGGCAGUACUGUAAGCAUUCACAACUGGGACGCUAAGAAGUUCCAAUGGGUCAAAAUCGGUGAUGUUGUCGGCACUCCCGGUGCCACCAUUGAUCCAGCCAAUCGACAGACUCACGAAGGAGUGGAAUAUGAUUACGUGUUUUCCAUUGAUGUGGAGGACGGGAAGCCUCCACUGAAACUGCCGUAUAAUAUAACGGAAGACCCGUGGACUACAGCGCAAGCCUUUAUCCAUAAGCACGAAUUGAGUCAGGGUUAUUUAGAACAAAUCGCCGACUUCAUCACAAAGAACUCUUCGGGAAUGGAUUUGACGCAAACCACUGGCGGACAGAAUUUCGAUCCCUUUACCGGUGGCUCCAGUUAUUCCACGCAAACCAAUGGCUCAUCUCAACCAAUGGAUACUUCGCCGCCCAUUGCGACCAACAAAUACUUCCCACAAACAGCUCACCUUAGGUUUGAAAUUCAUCAAAUCGAUGGCAUCGCUAAGAAGUUGCAAGAAUUCAGCGAACAAUUGCCUCCAGAACUGAAACUCGAUUCCGCAGACAUUCAACUGUUGUUAAAACUAUCGGAUUUCACACUCGAAGUACAACCGCAACAGUUAAGACUCAUUCGACUGAUGCUGUCGUGGCCUAAGAUGUAUAUAUUUCCGGCACUGGAUUUGAUUCGAUUGACUCUAUUAUUGCCGAAAGUAAAUGAAGACUUGUGUGCCUCUAAGGACUCGGUGCGCCUCAUCGACACGCUAUUGGUCUGCGGGACGGACGCCAGUUCCAGUGCCAACCAGUUGGUGGCAUACCGGGCCAUUGCUAACAUGUUUGCCCACCCGGUUGGGGAGCAUUUGGCUAUCACUAACAGUUCAAUCAUUUUUAAGGCUCUAUCGAAGCCGUUGUCCAGCAAUAAGAACGUUGUGUUAGCUUUGACCUCAAUUUUCUUGAACUUUGCGGUCAGUUAUCAUAAUCAAAAUGAGGACAACUCUGCGCUCAAGUUCGAGUGCUUUACUGCUGCCGUCAGCCAUUUGAAUACAAUCACUGAACCCGGGGCUGUAUUCAGAUUAUUAGUCACUUUAGGAACUCUGGCCACCAAUGACCCCACCAUUAGUUCCCUCUUAAAGACCGACGAAUCUGAAGACACCGUAUCGAUGGUAGGACUCGUCCAACAGUUUUAUUUAUUACAGGAAGAAAGAGCCCAUACCUACAAACUCUUCGAAGAGGGUCAUAAGAUCUAUUUAAAUUCGGGCCCCAAUUAUAAUUUCAUAAAAUUCCGACAACUGGUCAAUGAUGUGACCCAAGAAUUCAAGCGAAUAUCGGUUGCCAUUAUAGCCAUUGAGAAGAAGUUGCGUUUCAAUGGUUUCGCUAAAAUGGCAAACAUUGUGACCAAAUUGCAAGACUUGGAGAAAAGCAAACUUGAGUUAAGCGCUAAACUCCAGAUCGCAAAACAGGAGGCCAUCGAUAGCGUGGAUGAGACCCAGAAAUGGGAUCAAGUGAUUGCUAUCAAACAAAAAGUGAGAGAUGUAAUCGAUUUAGUAAACGAACAGCUCUUGGAGUUUAGACAAGGAAUGGAGGACUUGGACACCAAGUGAUAGUAUUACCGAAUUAGUACCGGACCACCAAAUCAAUAGGCAUUUUAACGAAAUUUCCAAAUCAAAAUUACUCAACGAAU